This is a messenger RNA of Pseudoliparis swirei, 646 nucleotides long. RefSeq lists its product as uncharacterized. The record is from RefSeq and is a predicted model, not a curated record. Lineage: Eukaryota; Metazoa; Chordata; Actinopteri; Perciformes; Liparidae. The transcript has 3 exons. Gene Ontology annotation, cellular component: perinuclear region of cytoplasm. Gene Ontology annotation, molecular function: calcium ion binding. The coding region runs from base 113 to 388 and encodes 91 amino acids.
GAGAAGAUAUGUGUUGGUUUAUCUAGCGCAGCACUGCAGAAGAGGUCCGUGAGAAAGAAGGAGCGCAGUUGCACAAACACUUUGGUGCCUAUUGUCUCCCUGACCUGACGAUAUGGAGUCAGCCAUUAAGACGGUGGUGACCACGUUUCUUAGUUCUACCAAGGGGAAGGACAACCUGAACGGGAGUGGCUUCCAAAAGCUGGUAAAGAAUCAGCUUGGUGGCAUGAUGGAGGAUACAAACCGCUCCUCUGCCAUUAAGGAGAUGCAGCAGGGUUUGGAUGCGAACAACGAUGGAAAGGUCAGCUUCCAGGAAUACCUCACUCUGAUUGGCUACCUGGCCUCCUCCCUCAGUGAGAGCAAGACUGGAUCCAAUGCAAAUGCCCCGUAGAUGCUUGUGUUUGGUGGAUCAGAAAAUCAACAGCCUAUCUGUUCUUCUAAACAUUAGAACAGUCCAUAAUCAUUUUACAUCCAGUCAACCAGUAAAAUGCUCUGAACGUCGGUCCAGAUCAGAUACUCACACCAUAUUGAUCUCCAUUGUCAAGGAUACAUUUAAGGACUGUAAGCUGGGAGUGUCUUUUUUUGUACCAAUAAUACAAAAGAUACUUUCUGUAUUUUCAAAAUAAAUGCCUUAUAUAAUAAAACCGAA